CAGAAGCAAGUGUUUCAGUCAGAAGGUUCUCUUGAGAGGCUGGGCAAACUGCACACACUCAAAUCCGUGUACAGAGCAAGUCACAAGUUCUAAAGAGGAGGUUGAUGAGAUCUUAAGAUCUACUUUAAGAUCCAAUUUCAUGCAUCUCAUCCAUGUAGUGGGAACCUUUGCACGGACAAUCUGGGUCACGUCAGAACUCUUCGACGAGAACAAUUGAAAACCGUGCGACCGAUUCGUGCAAGUACAAAAGUAGCAACAACCGUGAAUUUCCACAGCCUACCUCGCCAUAUCUAGCAAAGAAGAGGAGGAUGCCAGACGGGAAAAGGGAGCGCACGAGUCUUUCCCGUCAGCGUGAUCCAUGUCGAGCUGGUCUAUACCUUCCUCGCGUACGUUAGGCAGGCAUCUGGGCAGAGUCUUGCAACAUAUCAACAGACAACAUUGCAACAUUGACGCUGCCUCUGCGGACGGGCAUUCAGAGAAUAAGGAUCAUGGAUGCAGAAAAGUACUGUAACAAGAUCAGCUCAGCUCUGAACUGAAGAACAUGGAUCUUUGUGUACGAUAGCACGGAAUCACGACGACGAGCGAGUGGAGCGUUGAAUCCAGAUCGAGCGAGUUCGACUUGCUGGCCAUAAAGCUGAGCAGGAAGGAAGCCAGUACGAAGUGGGUUAUCAUCAGUCUGAUCAUUAAAGGGACAGCACAGGAUAUGACAAGUACAGAAUGGAGGCGAUGGAAUCGAUCUGGUCAGUUUCUGUAACGCGAUUCGAAGACCAAUUGGCUCGACUUGCCCCAGCUGUUACUCCAAACAAACAUGAUGUGACAUCCUCAGCGGUGUCAAAUUCAGUGAAUAAUCGUAAGCAAUCGUCAGUUCACAGUCGAAGUGACAUAGAUUGGAGGAGUUCACAUCAGUCCACUAACUACUCUCGGAAAGAAUCAUCUGAAACAUUCGUACUUCACCGAAGUGGGUGGCUGUAAUAGAUGCCAAAUUUUAUAGGUGCGCAAAAGGUUCCGAUUUCAAGCGGAGAGAUACGAACCUCCUUUUGUUCAGCGAAAGACCAAAGCUUUCUGACAGCGGCAGCAGAAGAGGGAGACCAUUGCAGAAUAUAUCGAGAUUGCGAAUUCCGGUGGGACAAGUUCAGAACCGAGAUUCAGGGUAGGAGAUUUUGAGUCUCCGAUCAGAGAAUGGCCAAUAGCUGCAAUCUAACUGAAAGAGAACAGUGAAUGGAGAUGCAAGAGUGCACAAAGACACGGACGUCUCUGAGUCUGCACCAAUGUAGUAAAUCUGAAGAGGGAGUCAAGACAGUGAAAUACGCCUGUCUAUUUUUACGAUCCUUGGUCAGCUUAACGAACAUAAAUCUAAUGUGGCCAACUUCCGUUGUAUAGUGGAGCUCUUUUGAGGAUCAUGAAUAUGGUA
Molecule: messenger RNA, 1411 nt
Organism: Marchantia polymorpha subsp. ruderalis
Lineage: Eukaryota; Viridiplantae; Streptophyta; Marchantiopsida; Marchantiales; Marchantiaceae
Source: the annotation of a GenBank genome assembly